GUGAACUUCACUCCUCUAUUUAACAAACCCCAAACACUGCACAUUCAUCGCCAAUCAGAAAUUACUGGAAAAAGAUGAGCAAUGAUGAUGUAGAGAUCGAUAUUAAAAAGUUGUUGGAGAAAGGAAAGUCUCUCAUAACUAAUGAGUGUUGCAUCUACAGAGUACCCUUAAAUAUUCGCCAACUCAACGAAGAUGCUUACACCCCACAGGUUGUUUCUAUUGGCCCUUUUCACCACGACAGCAUCGAUCGCCUUCGAGAUAUGGAAAGUCACAAAAUAAUGUAUUGCAAGUCAUAUCUUGAUCGAACCAAUACAACAUCGGAAAGGUGGAUCAGCUACAUUGAAGGUGAGGAGCCCAAAAUUCGCAGUUGUUACUCAGGCACACUUGUGUUCGACAAGAAGAAACUGCUAGAGAUAAUCUUUGUGGAUUGCGGUUUUAUACUUGAACUCUUUUGGAGAAAAUAUUAUGACAAUGGGUUAAAUGAUGACAUCAAUUUUUCAGCACCAUGGUUAGACGAUAUCAUGCUAUAUGAUUUGUUGUUGCUUGAAAAUCAACUUCCCUUUUAUGUCCUUGACAAUCUCUAUUCUAUAUCCUCCCAAUUUGCGGCCAGCUAUGAUUCUACAUAUCGUCGUAAUUGUAACAUCCCUUCGUUCAUCGAGCUUACGUAUAGGUUUUUUGACUAUUUCAAUAGAUCCCAGUUGACUUUUGUCAACAAUAACGAGAUAAAACACUUCACUGAUCUGAUACGAUUCUUUCACUUAAAACUUCCUUCGGGAGAAGAAGAAGUGUUUUCAAGGAGCAACGAAUUGCUGAAACAUCUUCCCAGUGCUACUGAGUUGUCAGAAGCAGGAGUAAGGUUUAAGGUAACCGAAAGUAAAUGUUUACUGGAUUUGAAAUUUACAAAAUCGGUUCUUGAAAUCCCGCAAUUGCUUGUACAGGAUACUUCUGAACUUGUGUUUCGCAACAUGGUAGCUUUAGAGCAGUGUCAUUAUCCUUAUAAGUCCUACAUUACUGAUUAUAUUGUAGUUCUAGACGUUCUAGUAAACACAAGCCAUGACGUGGAUCUACUGGUUCGAAAGGGAAUAUUGGUGAACUUUUUAGGAGACAGCGAUUCUGCGGCUAAAAUGAUUAAUGGUCUUGGGAAAAAUGUACUGCAGACAAAUUUUAGUUGCCAUUACUUUCGUCUCUGCGAAGACUUGAAUGCUUUCUGUAGAAAUCCCUGUCGUAAAUUGAUGUCAACUUUGAAACGUGAUUAUUGUAAAGGUCCAUGGCAAACCGCUGCUACAAUUGCUGCAAUGGUUCUUCUUGUUCUCUCUUUUGUUCAAACACUUUGCUCUAUCUCGGAACUAUACAAGCGUUAGAAGUCAAUACCUGCUCAAUAACUCUUUCCUCUUUCUUUGUUUGCUGUUUAUGUUUUUUUUUUUUCAUUUGUACCUUUUUUUUAGCUUUAUUGUAUCAUGAUCUCUUUGUCUUGUUGCUUAAUUAAGAGCAACCUAGUUCUCUUUUUUAUGUUGUGUUUGGUGUGUCAUUUUGCUACCAAUUAUUAAUGUACCGUGUUUAGUAAUUUCAAUGCCAUCAAUUAU
Messenger RNA from Vigna umbellata (rice bean), 1583 nucleotides. Its product is annotated as UPF0481 protein At3g47200-like. The record is from RefSeq and is a predicted model, not a curated record. NCBI's taxonomy places the organism in Eukaryota, Viridiplantae, Streptophyta, Magnoliopsida, Fabales, Fabaceae.